AAUGUCAUUUUUUAUAACCUCUUUCAUUGCUAAUCUUACGAAUUUAUUUUCUAAAUUAUUUGAAAAAUGGAUGGAAUAUCUAAAUAUAAUAGUUUCCUGGCUCUUCACAAAUCUCAGCUUGUAUCGUCAGGUGUGCCAGAAAUAUUUUGGGCCACUUUAUGUAAAAAGUUGAGCUCUGAAAUAUUCGAUUCCGGUUUAACUUUUCAAAUAGUAGAAAUUGAUUAUGAAGACACGGAAAAGAAUUCUUACGAUCCACUUUGGAGUGUUAUAGCCAUAACAAAUAUUGAUCCUGCCGAUCCUACUCAUAUCUACUUAAUAGACCAUGCUUGGACUUUUAAAGCAAACCGUGUAACAUAUACUUUAAGAAACCAACCAGAACUUUUACAAAGGAUGUGUAAUAUGAUGAGAAUUAGUGGUGAUACUGAUGAUGAAAAAAUAGACAGAGUGAAUCAAAAUGUGUGGAAGUAUGCCCAUACUUAUGCUAUAGGAGGAACUGAAUUUUCUAUAGAAGAAAGAGUGCCCGUUUGGUAUGUUAUGGACGAAUUGGGUUCAGGAAUUACACACUCUGAUAACCCCAAUUUCAGAACUGUACCUUUUAUUAAUGUGCCUGAUCAAAUGACAUAUACAUUACUCUUUCCAAUUGAGUAUGUUGAACAAAACAAUAUAGUAACAAGAAAUUUUGUUGAAGGCAACUAUCCAGAUUCCCUUCAAAGAGAAGCUAUGCUUAUUCCUUGGAAACAUUAUGACUAUUUUGAUGAGGAUUUCACACAACAAGAGCCACCUUCAGAGUACUUUAUAGAGGGCCACAUAAUGGAAACAUUGCCUAAUUUAGAUUUUUUGAACCAGGUUCUGGAAACUCCAACCACACUCAAGGUGUACUCAGAAUAUGCUUACAUUAAUGAAUUUUUAACUGCACCUGAAUUUGAAAUAGUGAAUAAUGAACAGGAUGCUGAUGUCCUAUGGUAUUUAAAUCAUUUUAAAACAUUCAAAGAGCUCAGUGAAAAUUUUCCAAAGAAAUUUGUCAAUCAAUUUCCUUUUGAAUAUGUUAUCACUAUCAAAGAUUUAUUGGCUAUUGUGGCAAGAAGGUGCCAUAAGAGUGAUAAAAAUUUCAACACAAGCCAUGAAAGUCUACCUGCAUGGCUGCCAAAAACAUUUAAUAUGAAGACUGAAUUGCCUAAAUUAGUUUCAUAUUACAUGAAAAGAAAAAAGGCUGAUUUAGAUAAUAAUUGGAUUUGUAAACCAUAUAAUCUUGCAAGGGGACUUGAUACUUAUAUUACAGAUAAUUUAGACUUUCUUUGUCGAUUGCCACUGACUGGUCCAAAAAUAGCACAAAAAUAUAUUGAAGAUCCUGUUUUAUUUGAAAGACCAGAUAUAGGUUUAGUGAAAUUUGACAUACGCUAUGUCAUUGUCUUAAAAUCUGUUAAACCCACAGAAGUUUAUGUUUAUAAUAAUUUCUUUCUAAGGUUUUCUAACAAACAAUUUGGUUUGAAUAAUUUUGAAGACUAUGAGCAACAUUUUACAGUAAUGAAUUACACAGAAGAUGCACCUUUAUAUAGAUUGCUUUGUGAACAAUUUAAACAGGAGUGGGCAAAACAAUAUAGAAGUCACGAUUGGGCAAUAGUUGAAAAAUCAAUAUUCAAUAUGAUCUCAGAAUUAUUUAUUGCAGCCACUAUGAAAGAGGCACCAUGUGGUAUAGCAAAGAGUCCUCAAUCAAGGGCUUUGUAUGCUGCAGAUAUAAUGUUGAGUUGGUAUAAACAUAAUAAAGAAACAAAAAUUCAACCAAAACUACUGGAAAUCAAUUGGAUGCCUGACUGUCAACGUGCCUGCCAUUAUUAUCCUGACUUCUAUAAUGAUAUAUUCUCUGUGAUGUUUUUGAAUAAGAAUGUUAGUACAUGUACCAAAGUGUUGUAAAGAAAAAAGUCAAAUCAAUUUCUGUGUUGUACUUCUACAAAUUACUUAUCAGCAUUUAUCACAUUGUUACAGAAUUUAUCUAAUAAAAUACAAUAAUGUU
Messenger RNA from Diatraea saccharalis (sugarcane borer), 2011 nucleotides. The record is from the annotation of a GenBank genome assembly. Lineage: Eukaryota; Metazoa; Arthropoda; Insecta; Lepidoptera; Crambidae.